This is a messenger RNA of Apis dorsata (giant honeybee), 778 nucleotides long. RefSeq lists its product as uncharacterized. The record is from RefSeq and is a predicted model, not a curated record. Lineage: Eukaryota; Metazoa; Arthropoda; Insecta; Hymenoptera; Apidae. Bases 124 to 354 code for a protein of 76 amino acids. The transcript is spliced from 2 exons.
AAAGUGGAUGUUAGCGCCAUCUUCAGAGUGCCGCAAACGAAAUUAUUACAGGUACAGAUCGAUCUUAAAAUUCUCGUCUCGGUUUGCAAUUACGUUGAAAAACUCGAAAAGAUUAGCCGGAUAAUGGCGUCGUUGGAAUCGGCCGAUUUCCCGAACGAGCCUUGCUGUUGCUGCAGUUACAAUCCCUUCAAAGACACUUCCAAAGAGUCGGAGAUCCAGGACCUCUCGUUUGCCCUGAGGAAGCUCACGAUAAUGAAGUGUCAGAUGAAGAAGUGGCGAAUGGAAAGACUUCAGCUCGAGAGCGAAAAUAGGUCUCUGAAACAAACCCUCCAGACAUUCGGUAUCGAUGUAUGAUAUUUCGUAUCUUUCCCAUUCUCUCCCUAUCUCUCUUUCUCUCUUCUCUUUUCCUUUCUUCUCUCUCUGCUUCGACUAGCAGGUGGCUCGCGCGAAAUUGAUUAAUUGGAAUUCUGUACGGAUACCCUUUCGUUCGAGUUUCUCCUCGUUCCCUUAUGAAUUAGUCGUUUAGUAGGGGGUAGUCGUUCCGUGCAAUUAGCGCUGCAAAAAGCAGAACGGGUGAAAUUAUACACACCGGGUGUCUCGUUUAAUUUGAUUAGCUCGAAAUUGUUCCCAUGUUGUCGACAAUGCAAAUUAAUGCCUCGAAAUGAAUAUUAAGAUCGUUACGGGGAUUUAUGAGCAAUGUGCGGAAUUAUGAGCGGAAUAUUUUUAUAGAUAUCAUUUUGAACUCGAAAGUGAUCGACAAGAAAAUUGUACGAUCAUA